Symbiodinium necroappetens is the source of this 234-nucleotide messenger RNA. Lineage: Eukaryota; Dinophyceae; Suessiales; Symbiodiniaceae. The record is from the annotation of a GenBank genome assembly.
GUACAACGCGGUCGUCAACACCUUCAAGAUGGCUGGCUGGACUCGUGUCCCGGUCGGCUCGUCGAAGUUUGCCAUCUACUGGGGUCCACAUCCCACACCGGAGAUGCUGAGGAGCUUCAACCCUUUCCAGAGGGCAAACCACUUUCCGAACUCCUGGCAGUUGGGGCGGAAGGACCUUCUCGGCAAGAACAUCCACAGGAUGAAGCGACAGUUCCCUAAAGACUACAACAUCAU